AUGCGGCCGGCCGUUCCAAGAUCGCUGGCAGCGUGAUUGCUCUCGGGAGCGGCCGAGGCCAGUUGUAAAUCGACAUUGGACGCAUAAACUUCAAUCUGUUGCGUUCGUUUGCGUUUGUGUGCUAGAGAAUUGUUUCGCCGUGUGGCAGUGUGUUUGUGUUGCGGCGAUCGUCAGCGACGAUGGCAAGAGGAGCAAUCACCCUAUUGUGGAUCAAUUUGAUCUGUCUUAUCAGUGUGGCUGUGUGCACCCCGGACGCGGCGCCCAAGAAUGGCGACCGGUCCGACAUGCAGCUGGCGGGCGAAACGAUGCUCUCGGAGCAACUGUUCGCCAUCAUCGAUCUGUACAAGCAGGAGGAUCCGGUCGGGCUGCCGGGCGCUACCAUUCCCGAUCCGAUGCCCAUUCCGGAGAUAAAGCAAUCGUUCUCCUUCGCCAAGAUGCAUCUGCGCAAUGUGCUGGCCCACGGGAUGUCCCGCUUCCGCAUCCGGUACUUCCACACCGAGCUGAACAGCAUGUCCGUCACGACGCAGAUUUCGAUCGACGAGAUCACGGUCAACGGGAACUACACGAUGAGCACGUUCUUUAACCGUGCCGAGGGUCCGUUCACGGUGCUGAUGCGCAACGUGCUGACCAAAGCCAACGUUUCGCUGGCCGUCGAGCGGGACGGUACGCUGCGCACGAAGGACAUCGAGCUGGACAUUGCGUUCGACGAUAUGGCGAUGGACUUUCAGAACCUUGGCUUCAUGGGCAGCAUUUUCCAGAGUGUGGUCAACUCCGCGUCCAAUCUGGUGUACGACACGAUGAAACCGUUCAUGCUGUCCGAGGCGUACACGAAGAUCCGUGACGAGGUCGACAGCCGGAUGCUGAACAUAACGGUCGAGCAUGACUUCGUUCUGCCCAAUUCGAUCUCACCGCUUGAUAUGGCGAUCGGGGAGAUGCGCGGCAUCGUCCGCGCCAAGGGAUUCGAUCCGUUCCUCGUGCCGGACUACAACAACACGGCCGGUAUCGUUGGCAUGCAGACGAUGCACACGUGGAUCAGCGGAGGGUCCAACUUCUACCGGUACGGCGACAUCUCCGUCACGAUGCAGAACAACUCGGCCACGCUCGGGAUGCACGUGGCAACGCAGCGCAUCGUUGGCUCAACGCAAUGGGAGGUGUCGAUCGGGCGCGGUAUGCUGUCGCACGCCGGCCGGGCACAGUUUACGGUGGAGCACAUACGCGUCGAAUUUCAGGUCGAGCAACCGUUGGAUCUGCGCAAGCAGCUCAAGCUGAAAGACAUUCAGCUCGAGCUCGGCAACAUCCAGGUACGCUGCGAUGGGGCCGGUACGCUCGACUACGUCAUUGAGGCCGCAGUCAACAUACUGCCGAAUCUGCUGCGGUACCAGAUAAUGGAUGCGAUCGAAAAUCCGCUCCGCAUGCGCAUACAGGAGAAGCUGGACUGCAUAGAUACGGAGGCGCUGGUGCGGAAGUACGUGAAGCAGUACGAGCAGAACGCGAUCAACAUCGAUCUGCAGGACUUUGAGCUUUGCGAGGUGAAGUUUGCGGUGUGAGGUGCGCGUGUGCGUCACGAGUUUUCAUUUAAGUAGCGAUAUUAAUCGUUUGUGCUAUGCUAACUUACAGUUUACGUGAAUAAAACGAUAAAUUUGGUGAAAACGAAA
Messenger RNA from Anopheles stephensi (Asian malaria mosquito), 1655 nucleotides. RefSeq lists its product as uncharacterized. The coding region runs from base 180 to 1547 and encodes 455 amino acids. The transcript is spliced from 2 exons. Lineage: Eukaryota; Metazoa; Arthropoda; Insecta; Diptera; Culicidae. The record is from RefSeq and is a predicted model, not a curated record.